Molecule: messenger RNA, 9029 nt
Organism: Rattus norvegicus (Norway rat)
Lineage: Eukaryota; Metazoa; Chordata; Mammalia; Rodentia; Muridae
Source: RefSeq, a predicted model, not a curated record
GUGGUAGAUGCGGAAACUGGGGGUCAGGGCGAGACAGAGGGUGGGAUGGGCAGAAGGGUCCAGAAAAAGGAAAGUGCUGGAGGGGAGUGGGGACAAAAGCAGCGACCAAGUGAAUGUCACUUCAGUGACUGAGGCCAGGCAAAACGCGCGGGAAGGAUUUUGUGUAGCUUGGGACCCUUUCAUAGACACUGAUGACACGUUUAUGCAAAAUAGAAAUUUGAGGAGAAACGCCUGGGCCUUCGGAAAGGAGUGAUUGAUUAGUACUUGCAAGUUUAGGUGACUUUAAGGAGAACUAACUAAUGUAUACUAUUGAGGGAGGAGGAAGAGCAUUACAGAGUUUCCAGCAGCAGCAGGAAAGCUUUGGUUAGUUUGGAAAUGGAUGAUAGCAUUAAAAUAACAGAAGCGCCUCCAGGUCUCUGAAGCUUCAGUCCCCCAGCUGAAAGCCAGAAAAGACUAAGCCCACUAAGCCUUUUGAUCCCUUUGGAAGCAAAGAACUUUCCUUCCCUGGGGUGAAGACUCUCCUCAGAAGAUUUCCUGUCUCUGCCUAUGUUACAAGAGGAAUCAAAACCAAGACAGAAGAGCUCAGACUAUGACAGAAGGCACAACUUCAACCGGGGCGAAAUCCCAGCACAGAGAAGGGGAAGUAGACACCAAGUUCCACCACCAACCAAGAAGCCAUUCGCAAUUGCUGCCUGCUGGGAGAGGGAAUAUCAGUUUUCUCCAAUGGAGUGACACUGGGAUGCAGGUGAGAGGCAGGGAAGUCAGCGGCUUGUUGAUCUCCCUCACUGCUGUCUGCCUGGUGGUCACCCCUGGGAGCAGGGCCUGUCCUCGCCGCUGUGCCUGCUAUGUGCCCACAGAGGUGCACUGUACAUUUCGGUACCUGACCUCCAUCCCAGAUGGCAUCCCGGCCAAUGUGGAACGAAUAAAUUUAGGAUAUAACAGCCUUACUAGAUUGACAGAAAACGACUUUGAUGGCCUGAGCAAACUGGAGUUACUCAUGCUGCACAGUAAUGGCAUUCACAGAGUCAGUGACAAGACCUUCUCGGGAUUGCAGUCCUUGCAGGUCUUAAAAAUAAGCUAUAACAAAGUCCAAAUCGUUCGGAAGGAUACUUUCUACGGACUCGGGAGCUUGGUCCGGUUGCACCUGGAUCACAACAACAUUGAAUUCAUCAACCCUGAGGCCUUUUAUGGACUUACCUCGCUCCGCUUGGUACAUUUAGAAGGAAACCGGCUCACAAAGCUCCAUCCAGACACAUUUGUCUCAUUAAGCUAUCUCCAGAUAUUUAAAACCUCUUUCAUUAAGUACCUGUUCUUGUCUGAUAACUUCCUGACCUCCCUCCCAAAAGAAAUGGUCUCCUACAUGCCAAACCUAGAAAGCCUGUAUUUGCAUGGAAACCCAUGGACCUGUGACUGCCAUUUAAAGUGGUUGUCUGAGUGGAUGCAGGGAAACCCAGAUAUAAUAAAAUGCAAGAAAGACAGAAGCUCUUCCAGUCCUCAGCAAUGUCCCCUUUGCAUGAACCCCAGGAUCUCUAAAGGCAGACCCUUUGCUAUGGUACCAUCUGGAGCUUUCCUAUGUACAAAGCCAACCAUUGAUCCAUCACUGAAGUCAAAGAGCCUGGUUACUCAGGAGGACAAUGGAUCUGCCUCCACCUCACCUCAAGAUUUCAUAGAACCCUUUGGCUCCUUGUCUUUGAACAUGACAGACCUGUCUGGAAAUAAGGCCGACAUGGUCUGUAGUAUCCAAAAGCCAUCAAGGACAUCACCAACUGCAUUCACUGAAGAAAAUGACUACAUCAUGCUAAAUGCGUCAUUUUCCACAAAUCUUGUGUGCAGUGUAGAUUAUAAUCACAUCCAGCCAGUGUGGCAACUUCUGGCUUUAUACAGUGACUCUCCUCUGAUACUAGAAAGGAAGCCCCAGCUUACCGAGACUCCUUCACUGUCUUCUAGAUAUAAACAGGUGGCUCUUAGGCCUGAAGACAUUUUUACCAGCAUAGAGGCUGAUGUCAGAGCAGACCCUUUUUGGUUCCAACAAGAAAAAAUUGUCUUGCAGCUGAACAGAACCGCCACCACACUUAGCACAUUACAGAUCCAGUUUUCCACUGAUGCUCAAAUCGCUUUACCAAGGGCGGAGAUGAGAGCGGAGAGACUCAAAUGGACCAUGAUCCUGAUGAUGAACAAUCCCAAACUGGAACGCACUGUCCUGGUUGGCGGCACUAUUGCCCUGAGCUGUCCAGGCAAAGGCGACCCUUCACCUCACUUGGAAUGGCUUCUAGCUGAUGGGAGUAAAGUGAGAGCCCCUUACGUUAGCGAGGAUGGGCGAAUCCUAAUAGACAAAAAUGGGAAGUUGGAACUGCAGAUGGCUGACAGCUUUGAUGCAGGUCUUUACCACUGCAUAAGCACCAAUGAUGCAGAUGCGGAUGUUCUCACAUACAGGAUAACUGUGGUAGAGCCCUAUGGAGAAAGCACACAUGACAGUGGAGUCCAGCACACAGUGGUUACGGGUGAGACGCUCGACCUUCCAUGCCUUUCCACGGGUGUUCCAGAUGCUUCUAUUAGCUGGAUUCUUCCAGGGAACACUGUGUUCUCUCAGCCAUCAAGAGACAGGCAAAUUCUUAACAAUGGGACCUUAAGAAUAUUACAGGUUACGCCAAAAGAUCAAGGUCAUUACCAAUGUGUGGCUGCCAACCCAUCAGGGGCCGACUUUUCCAGUUUUAAAGUUUCAGUUCAAAAGAAAGGCCAAAGGAUGGUUGAGCAUGACAGGGAGGCAGGUGGAUCUGGACUUGGAGAACCCAACUCCAGUGUUUCCCUUAAGCAGCCAGCAUCUUUGAAACUCUCUGCAUCAGCUUUGACAGGGUCAGAGGCUGGAAAACAAGUCUCCGGUGUACAUAGGAAGAACAAACAUAGAGACUUAAUACAUCGGCGGCGUGGGGAUUCCACACUCCGGCGAUUCAGGGAGCAUAGGAGGCAGCUCCCUCUCUCUGCUCGGAGAAUUGACCCGCAACGCUGGGCAGCACUUCUAGAAAAAGCCAAAAAGAAUUCUGUGCCAAAAAAGCAAGAAAAUACCACAGUAAAGCCAGUGCCACUGGCUGUUCCCCUCGUGGAACUCACUGACGAGGAAAAGGAUGCCUCUGGCAUGAUUCCUCCAGAUGAAGAAUUCAUGGUUCUGAAAACUAAGGCUUCUGGUGUCCCAGGAAGGUCACCAACUGCUGACUCUGGACCAGUAAAUCAUGGUUUUAUGACGAGUAUAGCUUCUGGCACAGAAGUCUCAACUGUGAAUCCACAAACACUACAAUCUGAGCACCUUCCUGAUUUCAAAUUAUUUAGUGUAACAAACGGUACAGCUGUGACAAAGAGUAUGAACCCAUCCAUAGCAAGCAAAAUAGAAGAUACAACCAACCAAAACCCAAUCAUUAUCUUUCCAUCAGUAGCUGAAAUUCGAGAUUCUGCUCAGGCAGGAAGAGCAUCUUCCCAAAGUGCACACCCUGUAACAGGGGGAAACAUGGCUACCUAUGGCCAUACCAACACAUAUAGUAGCUUUACCAGCAAAGCCAGUACAGUCUUGCAGCCAAUAAAUCCAACAGAAAGUUAUGGACCUCAGAUACCUAUUACAGGAGUCAGCAGACCUAGCAGUAGUGACAUCUCUUCUCACACUACUGCAGACCCUAGCUUCUCCAGUCACCCUUCAGGUUCACACACCACUGCCUCGUCUUUAUUUCACAUUCCUAGAAACAACAAUACAGGUAACUUCCCCUUGUCCAGGCACUUGGGAAGAGAGAGGACAAUUUGGAGCAGAGGGAGAGUUAAAAACCCACAUAGAACCCCAGUUCUCCGACGGCAUAGACACAGGACUGUGAGGCCAGCAAUCAAGGGACCUGCUAACAAAAAUGUGAGCCAAGUUCCAGCCACAGAGUACCCUGGGAUGUGCCACACAUGUCCUUCCGCAGAGGGGCUCACAGUGGCUACUGCAGCACUGUCAGUUCCAAGUUCAUCCCACAGUGCCCUCCCCAAAGCUAAUAAUGUUGGGGUCAUAGCAGAAGAGUCUACCACUGUGGUCAAGAAACCACUGUUACUAUUUAAGGACAAACAAAAUGUAGAUAUUGAGAUAAUAACAACCACUACAAAAUAUUCCGGAGGGGAAAGUAACCACGUGAUUCCUACGGAAGCAAGCAUGACUUCUGCUCCAACAUCUGUAUCCCUGGGGAAAUCUCCUGUAGACAAUACUGGUCACCUGAGCAUGCCUGGGACCAUCCAAACUGGGAAAGAUUCAGUGGAAACAACACCACUUCCCAGCCCCCUCAGCACACCCUCAAUACCAACAAGCACAAAAUUCUCAAAGAGGAAAACUCCCUUGCACCAGAUCUUUGUAAAUAACCAGAAGAAGGAGGGGAUGUUAAAGAAUCCAUAUCAAUUCGGUUUACAAAAGAACCCAGCCGCAAAGCUUCCCAAAAUAGCUCCUCUUUUACCCACAGGUCAGAGUUCCCCCUCAGAUUCUACAACUCUCUUGACAAGUCCACCACCAGCUCUGUCUACAACAAUGGCUGCCACUCAGAACAAGGGCACUGAAGUAGUAUCAGGUGCCAGAAGUCUCUCAGCAGGGAAGAAGCAGCCCUUCACCAACUCCUCUCCAGUGCUUCCUAGCACCAUAAGCAAGAGAUCUAAUACAUUAAACUUCUUGUCAACGGAAACCCCCACAGUGACAAGUCCUACUGCUACUGCAUCUGUCAUUAUGUCUGAAACCCAACGAACAAGAUCCAAAGAAGCAAAAGACCAAAUAAAGGGGCCUCGGAAGAACAGAAACAACGCAAGCACCACCCCCAGGCAGGUUUCUGGCUAUAGUGCAUACUCAGCUCUAACAACAGCUGAUACCCCCUUGGCUUUCAGUCAUUCCCCACGACAAGAUGAUGGUGGAAAUGUAAGUGCAGUUGCUUAUCACUCAACAACCUCUCUUCUGGCCAUAACUGAACUGUUUGAGAAGUACACCCAGACUUUGGGAAAUACAACAGCUUUGGAAACAAUGUUGUUGAGCAAAUCACAGGAGAGUACCACAGUGAAAAGAGCCUCAGACACACCACCACCACUCCUCAGCAGUGGGGCGCCCCCAGUGCCCACUCCUUCCCCACCUCCUUUUACUAAGGGUGUGGUUACAGACAGCAAAGUCACAUCAGCUUUCCAGAUGACGUCAAAUAGAGUGGUCACCAUAUAUGAAUCUUCAAGGCACAAUACAGAUCUGCAGCAACCCUCAGCAGAGGCUAGCCCCAAUCCUGAGAUCAUAACUGGAACCACUGACUCUCCCUCUAAUCUGUUUCCAUCCACUUCUGUGCCAGCACUAAGGGUAGAUAAACCACAGAAUUCUAAAUGGAAGCCCUCUCCCUGGCCAGAACACAAAUAUCAGCUCAAGUCAUACUCCGAAACCAUUGAGAAGGGCAAAAGGCCAGCAGUAAGCAUGUCCCCCCACCUCAGCCUUCCAGAGGCCAGCACUCAUGCCUCACACUGGAAUACACAGAAGCAUGCAGAAAAGAGUGUCUUUGAUAAGAAACCUGCUCAAAACCCAACUUCCAAACAUCUGCCUUACGUCUCUCUACCUAAGACUCUAUUGAAAAAGCCAAGAAUAAUUGGAGGAAAGGCUGCAAGCUUUACAGUUCCAGCUAAUUCAGACGUCUUUCUUCCUUGUGAGGCUGUUGGAGACCCACUGCCCAUCAUCCACUGGACCAGAGUCUCAUCAGGACUUGAAAUAUCCCAAGGGACACAGAAAAGCCGGUUCCACGUGCUUCCCAAUGGCACCUUGUCCAUCCAGAGGGUCAGUAUUCAGGACCGUGGACAGUACCUGUGCUCUGCAUCUAAUCCACUGGGCGUAGACCAUCUUCAUGUCUCUUUGUCUGUGGUUUCUUACCCGGCAAGGAUUCUGGACAGACAUGUCAAGGAGAUCACAGUUCACUCUGGAAGUACUGUGGAACUAAAGUGCAGAGUGGAGGGUAUGCCGAGGCCUACGGUUUCCUGGAUACUUGCAAACCAAACGGUGGUCUCAGAAACGGCCAAGGGAAGCAGAAAGGUCUGGGUAACACCUGAUGGAACAUUGAUCAUCUAUAAUCUGAGUCUUUAUGAUCGUGGUUUUUAUAAGUGUGUGGCCAGCAACCCAUCUGGCCAGGAUUCACUGUUGGUUAAGAUACAAGUCAUCACAGCUCCCCCUGUCAUUAUAGAGCAAAAGAGGCAAGCCAUCGUUGGGGUUUUAGGUGGAAGUUUGAAACUGCCCUGCACUGCAAAAGGAACUCCCCAGCCUAGUGUUCACUGGGUCCUUUAUGAUGGGACUGAACUAAAACCAUUGCAGUUGACUCAUUCCAGAUUUUUCUUGUAUCCAAAUGGAACUCUGUAUAUAAGAAGCAUCGCUCCUUCAGUGAGGGGCACUUAUGAGUGCAUUGCCACCAGCUCCUCAGGCUCAGAGAGAAGGGUAGUGAUUCUUACUGUGGAAGAGGGAGAGACAAUCCCCAGGAUAGAAACUGCCUCUCAGAAAUGGACUGAGGUGAAUUUGGGUGAGAAAUUACUACUGAACUGCUCAGCUACUGGGGAUCCAAAGCCUAGAAUAAUCUGGAGGCUGCCAUCCAAGGCUGUCAUCGACCAGUGGCACAGAAUGGGCAGCCGAAUCCACGUCUACCCAAAUGGAUCCUUGGUGGUUGGGUCAGUGACGGAAAAAGACGCUGGUGACUACUUAUGUGUGGCAAGAAACAAAAUGGGAGAUGACCUGGUCCUGAUGCAUGUCCGCCUGAGAUUGACACCUGCCAAAAUUGAACAGAAGCAGUAUUUUAAGAAGCAAGUGCUCCAUGGGAAAGAUUUCCAAGUUGACUGCAAGGCUUCUGGCUCCCCUGUGCCUGAGGUAUCCUGGAGUUUGCCUGAUGGGACAGUGCUCAACAAUGUAGCCCAAGCUGAUGACAGUGGCUAUAGGACCAAGAGGUACACCCUUUUCCACAAUGGAACCUUGUAUUUCAACAACGUUGGGAUGGCAGAGGAAGGAGAUUAUAUCUGCUCUGCCCAGAACACCUUAGGGAAAGAUGAGAUGAAAGUCCACCUAACAGUUCUAACAGCCAUCCCACGGAUAAGGCAAAGCUACAAGACCACCAUGAGGCUCAGGGCUGGAGACACAGCUGUCCUUGACUGCGAGGUCACUGGGGAACCGAAGCCCAAUGUAUUUUGGUUGCUGCCUUCCAACAAUGUCAUUUCAUUCUCCAAUGACAGGUUCACAUUUCAUGCCAAUAGAACUUUGUCCAUCCAUAAAGUGAAACCACUUGACUCUGGGGACUAUGUGUGCGUAGCUCAGAAUCCUAGUGGGGAUGACACUAAGACAUACAAACUGGACAUUGUCUCUAAACCUCCAUUAAUCAAUGGCCUGUAUGCAAACAAGACUGUUAUUAAAGCCACAGCCAUUCGGCACUCCAAAAAAUACUUUGACUGCAGAGCAGAUGGGAUCCCAUCUUCCCAGGUCACGUGGAUUAUGCCAGGCAAUAUUUUCCUCCCAGCUCCAUACUUUGGAAGCAGAGUCACGGUCCAUCCAAAUGGAACCUUGGAGAUGAGGAACAUCCGGCUUUCUGACUCUGCGGACUUCACCUGUGUGGUUCGGAGCGAGGGAGGAGAGAGUGUGUUGGUAGUGCAGUUAGAAGUCCUGGAAAUGCUGAGAAGACCAACAUUCAGAAACCCAUUCAACGAAAAAGUCAUCGCCCAAGCUGGCAAGCCCGUAGCACUGAACUGCUCUGUGGAUGGGAACCCCCCACCUGAAAUUACCUGGAUCUUACCUGACGGCACACAGUUUGCUAACAGACCACACAAUUCCCCGUAUCUGAUGGCAGGCAAUGGCUCUCUCAUCCUUUACAAAGCAACUCGGAACAAGUCAGGGAAGUAUCGCUGUGCAGCCAGGAAUAAGGUUGGCUACAUCGAGAAACUCAUCCUGUUAGAGAUUGGGCAGAAGCCAGUCAUUCUGACAUACGAACCAGGGAUGGUGAAGAGCGUCAGUGGGGAACCGUUAUCACUGCAUUGUGUGUCUGAUGGGAUCCCCAAGCCAAAUGUCAAGUGGACUACACCGGGUGGCCAUGUAAUCGACAGGCCUCAAGUGGAUGGAAAAUACAUACUGCAUGAAAAUGGCACGCUGGUCAUCAAAGCAACAACAGCUCACGACCAAGGAAAUUAUAUCUGUAGGGCUCAAAACAGUGUUGGCCAGGCAGUUAUUAGCGUGUCAGUGAUGGUUGUGGCCUACCCUCCCCGAAUCAUAAACUACCUACCCAGGAACAUGCUCAGGAGGACAGGGGAAGCCAUGCAGCUCCACUGUGUGGCCUUGGGAAUCCCCAAGCCAAAAGUCACCUGGGAGACGCCAAGACACUCCCUGCUCUCAAAAGCAACAGCAAGAAAACCCCAUAGAAGUGAGAUGCUUCACCCACAAGGUACGCUGGUCAUUCAGAAUCUCCAAACCUCGGAUUCCGGAGUCUAUAAGUGCAGAGCUCAGAACCUACUUGGGACUGAUUACGCAACAACUUACAUCCAGGUACUCUGACAGGAAGGGGGAGACUAAAAUUCAACAGAAGUCCACAUCCACAGGGUUUAUUUUUUGGAAGAAGUUUAAUCAAAGGCAGCCAUAGGCAUGUAAAUGAGUCUGAAUACAUUUACAGUAUUAAAUUUACAAUGGACAUGCGAUGAGACUUGUAAAUGAAAGCAUUGUGAACUGAAACCGAGUCUCUGUGGAUCUCAAAGCAAACUCUUAACUUAAGGCACUUUGAUUUUGCCAACAAAUAAUAACAAACAUUAAGAGAAAAAAAUGAUCCACUACGAAAUAACAAACGGCUAAUGCACCUGAAUUCUCAGUAAAAAGACCUUUCUCUCGCUAACAGUUGCCAGCUGCCUCGUGUCUGUUUCCUACCAAUGUCACAAACAUCGCACACAGGGUGAAUGGAGUCAACGGGAAAGAUUAAGUUUGCGGUCUGUGUAAAUCUCAAUGUACAAAUAUUCUGUCACUGGUUUAUAAACAUUUUGAUAAAACCUACAGAAAACGA